This is a messenger RNA of Sinocyclocheilus anshuiensis, 2089 nucleotides long. RefSeq names its product zinc finger and BTB domain containing 12, tandem duplicate 2 (gene zbtb12.2). Gene Ontology annotation, biological process: regulation of transcription by RNA polymerase II. Lineage: Eukaryota; Metazoa; Chordata; Actinopteri; Cypriniformes; Cyprinidae. The record is from RefSeq and is a predicted model, not a curated record. The transcript has 5 exons. Gene Ontology annotation, molecular function: RNA polymerase II cis-regulatory region sequence-specific DNA binding; protein binding; DNA-binding transcription factor activity, RNA polymerase II-specific. Bases 300 to 1913 code for a protein of 537 amino acids.
UUCUUACUUCAUUUCAUUCUACGAAUUUUAGCUGUAAUUGUUGUAAAACACACGGAGCACAGCAGAAAAUAUAUAGUAGGAAUGACCGAGCUCAGACACAUAAAGACAACAGACUCCUGUGAACGAGAUCAGUGCGAGUGUUUUAGUUUGCUGUUUUCGCUCGUGCAGUGAUGUGGAGCUGGGUUGAUCUCUAGACAUAAAUGUGAUAAGUUCGUGUGUUUUUUUUUUUUUUUUUUUUUUUUUUUUUUUUAUUUUUUUUUUUCCCUCCCCUCACUAAAUCACUCAACUGUAGUAAAAACAUGGAUGUGGUGAGUUUCCGUUUGCCUGGGCAUGGAGACACCGCCCUGAGUAACAUGAACUUCCUGCGGACACAGCAGCACUUCUGUGAUGUGACCAUUGUGGCGGGAGGCAGGCGCAUGUUCAGGGGUCACAAGGUCGUUCUGGCUGCUUGCUCUGCGUUUCUCAGGGACCAGUUUCUCCUGAACCCCUCAUCAGAGCUACAGCAGGUGUCGAUGUUGCACAGCUCAGCGGUGGUAUGUGAGCUCCUCCAGUCCUGUUACACAGGGAUGCUGCAGUUCAGUGCCAAAGAGAUCGUGAACUACCUGACUGCAGCCAGCUACCUGCAGAUGGAGCAUGUGGUGGAGAAAUGCAGAGGAGCCCUGAGCCAGUACAUGCAGCCCCGGAGUCGCAGCCCCAUUACUGUGAAAUCAGAAGACCCUCAGUCUAUGCCAGUGAUUGUCAGUGGAAGUACCCAUUCAUUGGGAUCCAUUUCAUCCCCUUCUGAUACGGCAUCACUGCAUCCUCACAGUUCAGGAAAGGAGCUCCAGGCUGCCGAUGCCGAACUCUCCAACAUCCCUCACAAAGAUGACAGCGAUUUGACCAUACACCAUGUCCGAGGAUCAGAUGCAUCUGGUCAUUUCGAGGGAGAGGACGGGCCUGAGAGUGACGUCUUUCAGGUGCAGAUCAAUGAUGAACAUCAAGACCCAGAGAAGAAGACCUCUGGUGCUGAGGAGGAAGACCGAGAAGCUGUUGUUGUGUUGGAUGACCACGGGCAGCUGGAUGCAGGUAUAGAGGAGCCCUAUAUGGAAGGGCGAGCCAAAGGCAACGGCAUCGGAGGGGCGGGUCGCAUGUGGAGACGACGGCACGGAGAGCACAGGGGAGGCAGAGGAAGAGGCUUUAAACACCGGAAGCGGUACACUUUCAAGGAUCGCAAGCUCUUGGGUAACUAUCAGGAGGCUUGGCGGUUCCCGACCCCUGAUGAGAUGAUGGGCAAUUUUGGAGCAGACUUUGGGGCUGAUUACCUGUCCAAUCAGCAUCACGCAGACGGUACCGUCCGCAUUGAGUACAGGCCUGGAGAGAGACAAGGAGAAGAGAUUGGCUCUGAUGGAGGUCCUGCACAAUUUAGUGUGGAAGCUUCCAGCGGGGAAGAGGGAAUGGGGGUUGGGACACAUACAAAUGAACACAGAGCUGCUGACGAGUCUGUGGCAGUGGUGGGAUCCACGUCCUGCAUAGCUGGGCCAGUGGUGUGUGAGCAGUGCAGAUUAGCGUUUUCCUCAACGCAGGAUUUAGCCAUGCAUUCCCUGUCAACACACCGGCUGUACGUGUGUCCGUGCUGUGGGAAGCACUUUAGCCACUCCAGUAACCUCAAUCGCCACAUGAUCGUCCACCGUGGAGUAUCCAAGCUCCACUGCUGCCCCCUGUGCCACAAGACCUUCACUCAGAAGUCAACACUGUGCGACCACAUGAACCUGCAUAGUGGAGAGCGCCCACAUGUGUGCGCGUACUGCCACGUCAGCUUUGCCCACAAGCCUGCUCUACGCCGUCACCUGAAGGAGCAACACGGAAGAACCACGGCCCAAAAUUAUCUGGAAAUGCAGAGAAACAAUGAGGGUGGUGCUGGGGAGGGGGUUUAGAUCACAUUUAAAUUGUUAAUGAAAUCAGAAUUAACCCCAUUUACUUUCUUAAUACACAUUUCUAGGUUUAUUGUGCACAAUUUAUCAGUGCACAUUAAGUAAAAAUUGUAUGUCUUUGUAAUCAGUAUGUAAUAACGUGUCAUUUCAAACCUCUAAGACUUUUUUCCUGUGAAACA